CAUGACUUUGCAUCUAAAGUUACUUUCAUUUGGUGAAACGGUUCUCCCUGCUAUGGACAUAACUUCGUUGAAUGAGUCUGACCUGAAUGAUCCAACAAAGGAUUGGUACUUAGAUUUCAGAAAAUAUGCAAAAGUCAAACAAGGAAUAUCAUUCGAUGGUCUGAUGCCAAGAGCGAAUAAAACACCGUACUUUACUUUCUCGACAUAUCCCGAGGACAUACAGUUCCGCCUGACAAACACCAAGGCAGCGUUCAUGAAGCAAUUCAAGACAAUAGAAACUGAUGCAACGAUGAAGAAGUUCUUAUUUGUCUUCAAAGGAGAUUUUACAACGUUAUUUGGGGAUGAAUCCAUCGAGAUGGAGUUAAAGAAGUGCUUCAAGGAAAAAUCUAAACAAAGGAAAAUGGUUUUAAAGCUGAUAAAGAAAGAGUUGAACGAGGAUUUCGUGAAACAUUCCUGUAUAAAGAAGAUAUACGAUGCAAAAUACAAAAAGGAAAUCAUCGAAAAGGAUUCGUUUCACGUGAAAAAAGAACUUUAUCGUCUCCCAAGUGUGGUCAUCAAUAACCUUCUUCACCUUUUGAAAAGCAACACGACCUGCGUAUGGGAAAUCACAAAACUCUCUGGAGUGAACAAGGAGAACACACAUCAUUUGAAGAUGACGUUAUCAACGGCCGCUGAACUACGCUUGAGAUGUUACGCCCAAAACAAUGGUCAAGUGGAUGAAGACAAGGGCCACUUUCUACCAGAUAUCCUUGUUGGAAAGGGUAUUGAUAAAAAGAUUUUUAGUAAGCAACUCAUUCUACGCUACUUCCUGACGGCUAUCCCAUUGGUAAAUGUUAUGGAAGAAGCAAGACCCGAAGAAGAUGAUGUCCUGAUGUCUUUAGGGGAUGUGAGUGGAGAUGUAGAUGGUGAAACCUUGAGAGCUGAUGAUGUAGAAGAAGAAGGCAAAGAUGUGCUAAGAUCUCUAAAAUAUGCAAAUCUGUACGAAGCCUCUGACUUGAAUAAAGCAAUGGCCAACAUUCUGAUGAACGACACAAGCGCAGCGAAGGAGUGCAUGAAAAGAGCGAACGAACUCAGUUCAAAAAUAAACAGCUCACCAACACAAAUGAUCAUGUACAUUCUCUGCAAUACAUACAUAAAGGAUGACGUUAUCAGCAAACCAUUCUUUGACAGCCUGAAGCAUCAAGCACUUGAGACGGAUGGGUUGGACAUCGGUGUAAAGAAUACAUUGGGCAAUGCCUUGAUACAGAAAGGAGAUGUCGAAGAAGCCACCGAAGUACUUGAGAAAACGGUAGAUGAAUCCAAAGAUAAAAGGAAAAUAACAUCACUAGCACUCUUGAAAGUUGCAUAUGAAAAAGGGGGAAAUGAAGGAAAACUUCAGGAAAUUCGUGACGAACAUCCGGAAAUCGAUGUGAUACAGAGUUUGAUGAAUAAGAUCAGCGACUCAAAGGAGAAUGAAGAACUGGUCGAGAAAAUGGCACGAGAGAGUCAGCAACUGAAGAAGGAUCUGUUUGAAGCCCAGGGCGUGAUCACAGCACUGAGAAGGGAAAGUGAGGAGGCUGAGAGAAAAAUUGAAGAGCAAGCAGAUAAAAUAAUGGAAAUGAAGAGAUCGGCGGAUGAGGUCAGUCCUGCUCAUUUAGAUGCCAUUACUUCCUAUAUCAGAAGUUUAAGCAUGCAAUAUACUGAACAAGAAUAGAAACAGUUCAGAAAGAGACUGCUACAAACAAUAAAGGACUAAACGAAAAUAACUGUUCCAGGCAUCCAUAUGCAAGCAGGCAAACCUGACUUACAACUCAGCUGGGUGGCAUUUACAGAUACACAUACACUGUAUAUUACUAUAAACUUUCUACCAAAAAAGGAAAAUAGAGCUCUAGAUCACAGUGUUCAAGACUGUCGGCUAACGGAUUAACUUACCAUUUUAUGACCAACUCAUUUAAAUGUGAAUGGAAUAGUGGCAGGUACUAUACAUAUAAAUGAGUUAUAGUCAUUAAUAAUGUAUUAGUCGUAGGUUUUAUCAAAACUGGGCAGACAUUUAAUUUGACAGGUGAUGUACAUAAUGCAACAUAUUUUGCGACCAAUGUUUUCGAGAAAUUGUUAAAAUUGUUUAAAAUUGGCUAAAAGGGUGAAUGCUGCAUGAAUAUCGUUUUAUAUUUUAAGAAAUAUCUUCUUCAUGCCAACUAAAGAAUUGUAACCUGGGCAGUUCUAGCUAACUGAAAACCAAAAAUCAAAGAUAUGACUACCAUUUGAUUAUCACUUAGCAUAGCAUAUGUGGUUCUUUGAGAUUUGAUAUUGGUAUGAACAGUUCAAACAUGAGCCAAUAAAUAUCUUAUUUCCUUUUUUUCAAUUAUAAAAUGUGCUAAACUAAGGUGAACUACGAUUUGCUAGAUUGUGCAAGGUCUUAAAAUGUCUAUAGAAAUGAAACUUAUUUAUUUAAUAGUAAGCAAAUAAUUGUAUUGGAAUUUGUAUUUGCACUGAGAAACGUUUUUAUAUACAUACAAUAAAAUUGUAAUACAA
Owenia fusiformis is the source of this 2511-nucleotide messenger RNA. Lineage: Eukaryota; Metazoa; Annelida; Polychaeta; Sabellida; Oweniidae. The record is from the annotation of a GenBank genome assembly.